CAAACUUGGGCCAUUUAUUUUGGAAUUGGCUAUAUAGGGUCCUUUUCCCAUUCUAUUAACCCGAGUUCCGGCCCAGUCAAUCCAAACCGCACAGCACUUUACUCUCAUCUGGACCGUUGAAUUUUCUCUAUAUAAUAUAAUGAACUCUCCAAGCCCUAGGGUUUUUAUCUUCUAUCAAAGCAAGUGAUUCCGUCACUCUCACAGAUCUGUCCGCCGUCGCCGAACACUCAGAGAUCUGUGAAGAUGUACACGUCAAGGCAAAAGAUUCACAAAGACAAAGAUGCUGAACCAUCUGAAUUUGAGGAGUCUGUUGCACAGGCUUUGUUUGAUUUGGAAAACACCAACCAAGAGCUGAAAAGUGAAUUGAAGGAUCUAUACAUCAAUUCAGCCGCUCAAAUUGAUGUGUCGGGAAAUAGGAAAGCUGUUGUUAUUCACGUGCCCUACAGACUGAGGAAAGCUUUCCGCAAGGUCCAUGUCCGUCUUGUUAGGGAGUUGGAGAAGAAAUUCAGUGGAAAGGACGUGAUCUUCAUUGCAACCAGGAGGAUAGUGAGGCCCCCAAAGAGAGGCUCUGCUGCCCAACGACCCCGCAGCAGGACUCUUACUUCUGUCCAUGAUGCCAUAUUGGAGGAUUUGGUUGUACCUGCUGAGAUCGUUGGAAAGCGAACUAGAUAUCGCGUUGAUGGAUCUAAGAUUAUGAAGGUCUACUUGGACCCCAAGGAGCGUAACAACACCGAGUACAAGCUGGAGACCUUUUCCGCAGUUUACAGGAAGCUCUCCGGCAAAGAUGUUGUGUUUGAGUUCCCCCACAUUGAGGCUUAAAGAUACAAAAUAGUGGCGUUUGAUCUCUUUUGAUGCAAAACUAUAAAUUAGUGGCUGCUUUAUAAAGUUUUGGCGUUUAAAUUUUGUUUUUGACUGUUUAUUGGAUCUUAUUAGAACUUUGUUGAAAUGCCCUAGAUUAUCCGACUUGUUUGAAAA
Messenger RNA from Capsicum annuum, 975 nucleotides. Its product is annotated as 40S ribosomal protein S7. The transcript is spliced from 6 exons. Gene Ontology annotation, cellular component: cytosolic small ribosomal subunit; small-subunit processome; ribosome. Gene Ontology annotation, molecular function: structural constituent of ribosome. Bases 244 to 819 code for a protein of 191 amino acids. The record is from RefSeq and is a predicted model, not a curated record. NCBI's taxonomy places the organism in Eukaryota, Viridiplantae, Streptophyta, Magnoliopsida, Solanales, Solanaceae. Gene Ontology annotation, biological process: translation; ribosomal small subunit biogenesis; rRNA processing.